GAAGUGAUCGAGCACAAUGCUACGUCUAACUGAAGUGCUUCCCGCUCCCGUAAACAAGUAUGUGGAGGUGAAGAAACAGGAAGUAUCAAAACCGAAAGCAAAGAAGGUAUACAACAUUCCGCCCUAUGGGCAGCGUGAGAACUAUGUUCCUCGUACCCUUGAGGAUUUUGGUGACGGAGGUGCUUUCCCUGAAAUCCUUAUACUCCAAUACCCUCUCGACAUGGGCCGAUCGGACCGAGCCGGUGACACGCGUGUCGUAACGGUAGCGACCGAUGAAGACGGCGUUCCUGAUUUCCAAAAGAAUCUACUGAACCAGGGAUCGAACAAACAGAUGAUCGUUCACACAAAAGUGUCUUCUCUGAUCGGGUCUUCCGCGGAAGACGACGACCUCGCCCGUCCCUCCGACGAGGCCAUCGCCGCGCUGACCCAAAAGACGCGCGAGGCCAUGGAGAAGAAGGUAAACCGCAAGAUCGCUUACGCGCUUCCCGGCAAGCUCCCCGAGGGCUCUCUUCCCGGCGACGUGAAGCCCGCGGAGUUCUACAAAUACACCCCCGUGGAGCCAUUAACCGGCCGCGUGCUCGACCAGCGCGUGAUUCACAUGGUGGAGGUCGAGCAGGACCCGCUGGACCCGCCCAAGUUCCGCCACCUCAAAGUUCCCGCUGCGUUCAACGACGACCCGGUGCCCAUUCUGCACUCUCCCCCGCGGAAAGUGACGGUCCAGGACCAGCAGGACUGGAAGAUUCCGCCGUGCAUCUCCAACUGGAAGAACGCUCGCGGGUACACGAUCCCGCUGGACAAGCGUCUGGCGGCGGACGGGCGCGGGCUGCAGCAGACGGUGGUGAACGACCGCUUCGCGACGUUCGCGGAGGCGCUGCAAGUGGCGGAGAGCAAGAUGCGCGAAGAAGUCGAGCUGCGAAACAGCAUCGUACGGCAGCAGAAGGAGAAGGAGCGGCUCUCGCAGGAGGAGCUGCUGCGUCGCCGCGCGCUGGAGGUGCGGCAGCAGCACGAGGACCGUCGCCGGAUCGAUUCCGCCUCGUUUUUCUUUUUCUUUUUGGUUGAUUAUCGCAGAGAAAACCCCGAGGAUCGCGAGGCACGACGCGAACGCGACCGGCAGCGCGAGAAGCUGCGGCGCGAGGCGGAGCGGGACCUGCGUCGGCGCGCGCAGGGCCGUCGGACGCAGGAGGAGCGCGAACGGGAGCGCGACAUCAGCGAGAAAAUCGCGCUGGGCCAGGCGGCGGUGGCGAGCAACAGCGGCGUGACAUUCGAUUCGAGGCUGUUCGACCAGAGCGGGGGCAUGGGGAGUGGAAUGGCUGCCGAUGAUGGUAGAAACGGGGAAACGCCGCUGUUUAUGGACAAGAUGGAGACGAGGUAUCGCGUGGAUGAGGCAGAGACGAUGAAGUACACGCAGGACGAUGUGAUGAAGGCGGCGGAGCGGGGCGGAGCGAGGAGCGAGCUCGAUGUCGAGGAGGAGAAUUAUCGGAAACGAGCGAGUGCGUAUUCGGGGACUGUAGAGUUUACGGAUGGCGUCGUAAACUCGGAGAAACGUCAUAAAAAAGAGGAAUAG
Molecule: messenger RNA, 1564 nt
Organism: Blastocystis hominis
Lineage: Eukaryota; Bigyra; Opalinata; Blastocystidae
Exons: 6
Coding region: 17-1564 (515 amino acids)
Biological process (GO): mRNA splicing, via spliceosome
Cellular component (GO): spliceosomal complex
Source: RefSeq, a predicted model, not a curated record